Molecule: messenger RNA, 8137 nt
Organism: Galleria mellonella (greater wax moth)
Lineage: Eukaryota; Metazoa; Arthropoda; Insecta; Lepidoptera; Pyralidae
Gene: stum
Product: protein stum
Exons: 11
Coding region: 577-5013 (1478 amino acids)
Biological process (GO): sensory perception of mechanical stimulus; taxis; proprioception
Cellular component (GO): sensory dendrite
Source: RefSeq, a predicted model, not a curated record
AACAAUAUCUUUUUUAUUUUUUUAAAAAUCGAAUGCAUACAUAGUGUCAGUUAACGUUUUAAAUUCUAUAAUUAAUUCCGUGUAAAGUGCAGUGUCAAAGACUGGCCGAAAAGAAUUUUUCUUAGUGGUUUGUUGUGCUAAUUCUUAUAAUGGCCGACAAGCUGAAAUAUAACCUUCACGUGCUGAAGCCAACUUUUUUCACGGGCUAAACGUUAUUUCUUAAUCCACAUAAAUUUCCUUGAGUCGCGUGAUGUUUUUAGUGUUAAAUAAUCAGUACUAGACUUUUGUUUUUUAAAAUGACAGCUAAGCUAAGGAAAUUUCGCGCCAAAAAAACAAUCAUGGUGGAUAUGGUAUCGGUUAUUUAUUAUGUGUUCAAAAUUAAAUUGAAAUGACGACGUCUGAACGGUGUACAGUGAGUUGAGACAAUUCAGCGAAAAUGUGAAAUUUUGUGACUAUUUACAAAUUGUUGGAUCUUCCAAAAUAUUAACUGUGUGUGUUGUGUUUAUGUUAUUUUGGCUGUGACAUUGUCUUCUGAAGUUAGAAACUCCAAUCGAAAAAUGAGAAGAUAACACAAAAAUGGCCUUGAAGUUGAAAUAUAAAGAUGAGCAUGGCAUACUACACAUCAACAUGAGUCCGUCCAACACACCACAAGUCGAGUCCAACGCCCAACCCUCGGAAGACCAGCGCAACGAUAUAACCGAUCCAAAAUUCGAUACAAUCAACAAUCGGUUCGCGCAAUACGAUUUAUUCGGGGGCAAAUACGAUACAGAUGGUGGGGAAACACCGCGAUCGCUCUUCCGAAGCCGCUACAAUAGCAUAGAAGAGGAACUUGCCAAUACGCCGUACGCAUUUGCAACGGAACGCUCGUUGCGUUUAAACAACUUGUUGGAUAUAACUAUACAAUCGCGUCUCGACGAGCCGUCCCCGUCCAAAGACAUAGAGGACGACCGGUACUUCAAUCGGAGCGAGUUAUUCGGACCCCAAAUCGAUUUUAAAAGCUCGAUCAAAACAUCGGACGAGGACGAAACUCCUGCGUUUACUGUGACGCAAUUAAUUCACGCGCAGGACAGAUAUUUCGAUUUGUCCUCGCGCCAAUCGAGUAGUGUUGUAGAGAGUCCAAAGGAUAAAGUGAGUUUUGAAGUGAAAAGUGUUGGUUCCGGGAAGGAGAGGACUGUCAGGGUUGUUGGUAAAGGUGGAGAAAGUGAGAAAGAUGAGGCGUUCAGGGUGCUAUCCGGGGGCGCUGUGAGGACGGUGCCCGCGAAACCGGCGUCGGCGACGCAACCAGUGGUGCCAACAUCGAAGAGAAAGCGAGAGUCAUCAUUUGCUAUUAUAGCGGAAACUCCGGUCGCUUCUCGUCCUUCCAGCCCUAGGUCACUGCCAGUUGAAAUAAGGCCUGGAAGGGUGUCACCUUUUAAAGGUCGUGGAUUCAGAGAAGAGACAUCUCGACAUACCACACCAAAAACAUCAGCUGCCAAUUCCCGAACAAACUCACCUCCUAGAAGAAGAACCAACUCUUUAUCUAAAAUCGACAAAAUGGCCCAGGCAGCCACACUGCAACCUCUUAUACACACUUUAAGCAGACCACAUUCACCCAGAAAUUUUCUUAAAGAAAAUAUUGAAGAAAUUAGGGAAUUAAGUGAACUAAAUAGAGAAAAACAUGAAGCUGAAGCACAAAGAAAGAAAAUGGAAGAAGAAGAAGCAUUGUUGAAAGAGAUGGGACUAUUAGAUAAGAAUGCAAGAAGUGAUGCUAUUAGAAGUGUUGUGUGUUCACGUACAACAUCCAGAAGUAAUUCUCCAAACAAAAUAAACCUUCGGUCCAGAUCGAAUUCUCCUUCAGCUAUAUUACAUUUUGAAAAUAUUCCUCCCAAUAGCAAAGAAUAUAUCAAUCAAGAUGAUGGGAUGCCAAAACCUGUAACACAUAAAUCUCGAAUUCGAUCUGUUUCAAGGUCACAACCCCAAUCGAAUGAUGGUUCACCUAAACAUUCUUCUAAAAUACCCAAACGCCAAAAUUCUGUUUCACCAUCGAGACGAGAUAAUUCUAAAUCGAGACUUCCAGAAAAUAGCCUCAACAAAAAUCAAAGAUUUAUUUCAAACAGUACUAGUAGUAUUCAUGAAACUAUAAAAGUUGGGAGUCAAGUACAUGAUAAAAGAGCUAUAAGUAAGAGUACACAAUUUCUGAAUAUUGCACCAGCUCAUAUUAGAGGAAAGCCUCCUAUUUCCCCUGGUCGUGGUGGCCCACCACCAGCGAAUAAGGCUAUUAACUCCAAACGAUUAUCUCCCAUUGUAGGUACUCCAAACAAAAGCCCAAUAGAAGAUUUAAAACCUAAGUCUGCUAAAACACCCACAAAGCCUUCUCCAGUAGCAAGAAAACCUAUAAAAACAGCUGGUAAUACACCUGCUACGUCUAGAUUCAAUUCUAGACAGCCUAGCAGAGCAGUUAGUAGAGAUCCUAGUCCAGACAAACGUAAAGCCGCCGCUAAAGUUUCUUCAACAUCAAAAUCAGUAACUAAAACUCCAAGUAAACCUAUUACUCGAACACCAAGUUCUAAAUCAAUUCAAAAACCAAUAGUAACCAAUAAACCGGAGCCUAAAAAGCCAAUAAAUAGAACAAAUAGCGUGAAAAGUUUAACAAGAACACCAAGUACAAAGACUUUAUAUGAAAAGCCUCCUUUACUUAAAAAAAGAGACAGUAAAAAAGAUUUAACAGAAAAAUCACAAUCCAUGAAUAAAAUUAAUGAAGUUGGUGCUAAAAAAGAUGAAAGAAAACCAAUCAAAUCAGCAAAAAAGGACAAAGAUCUCAAAGAUGAUAGCAAAAAGAAAGAAAAAGGACAAGUUACAAAAAGCGUUGAUUCUUGUACAGGUGGAGAUGAAGUAACAAAACAGGAUAAUGAAACACAAUAUGACAAAAUUACUAAUGAGAAAGGAGAGUUAGUAAUUUUGACAAAAAAAAGUGUCGUUUCUAUGACUACUGCGGCAAUUACCUCACAACCCUUAGAGGUAGUAACUACAGUCACCAAUCAGUUACCAACCGCAUUGGAGAAGGCAAGGGAGAAAGGAAUCUUUGAAAGGCUGAGUUCAAAGGAGUCAUUAGCUCCAAAAGAUGAAGAAAAAGAAGAUGAGCGUGCAAAUUCGGAAAUUAAAGAAGUUCCCGAAAAAGCUAAAGAAAAGGAGAAUGAAAAGGAUAAAGAAAAAGAUAAUGGUAAAGAAAAAGGAAAAAAUAUUGAAAAAAGAACGGAAAAUGAGAAGGAAAGUGUCAAAGAAUUAGAUAAAGAAAAAUCUGAGAAAGUUGAGGAGAAAAAACCAAUUAAACCCACUAAGAAUCCUGAAAGGACAAUAUUUGCUGACGAGAAUGUAAAGUUAAAACUCUUGCAGCCACCUUACAAUAAUCCUCAAGUAGAAAAGGUGCGGCAAAAAAUAGAGAACAUACUAAAAGAGCCAGAAGUAUCCACUGAAAAUAUCUUAGCUAUUUCACCCAAAGCCGCUCCUGAAACAAAAAAUACUUUAAAAAACGUUGGCAAUAAAACAAAAACGGAAAUUAAAGAAACUAAAGAUGAGGUUGCAAGUAAAUUAACAGAUAUUAAAAAUGAAGUUGUCAAACAAAAUGAUAAAAUGGCUGCCGAAAUACGUUCAGAGGCCAGUAAGAUCGUCGACAGCAUUAUGACGCCGAUAGAGAAUCCAAAAGUUAAAGAAAUUGAAGAAAAAAAGGAGCCCAAGAAAGAAGUGGAACCGAUAGUGGUGGUUGUUAAUGAAAAAAAGAAAAAUGGGCCGACGGAAAUAGAAAAAAUGACCGAGACCCUUGUUAAGGGCGAACCGGAGGUGGAGGUACAAAGUUCGAAUUUGUCAACGCCAGGAACUGAGAAGAUGGUGCUACACCAGCCGGCCGACGGAAGUGCGUCGGAUAAAUCAACGCACAGCAAUGGCGGAUUCCCACAAAGCACGAGCACAACACCCAAACCACCAGCCAGAGCCCACCGAAAACAAUCCAAAGAGGACAAAACUCAAUCCUCCAAUGAUAGCAAGGAGCCAAGCCCGGACGCAGAGAAAGAAAUGAAGAAGCCCAACAUAUGUUCCCGGCUUGUUGGGAAAUGUAAGAAAUGCUGUUCAUGCUGUGUCAAAGGAGAAACUGAUGAUUCAGAUGUCGAAGCACCAGCGGAGAAGAGGGGAACAAUGAGCAGGCUUAAUUGUUGCAAGAAGAAAGAGAAAGCAGCAGAAGACAAUGAUGUGGAUAUUGAAAAAGCGGCGGGAAAGGCGGCAACCAUACAGUUCGAGAGCGAAACGAAACGCAAGCGUAAAUUCCGCGACGUAUUGUGCGGGUGUUGCGGCCGCAAGAGACGCGUCAGCGACGUUUCAGACGUCGCGGCGAGGAACGUCGCGGAGGUGGCGGCCUCACCUGAAGUCGUCAGCACUGGAUGCUGCGGGAAAAGGAGGCACGAGAUCGAAAGGAGAGACAGCAUAUUAAGUGACAGACCUCCAGCCAACUGCUGCACACGCAUGUGCACGUGGGUGCGCGGCGCGUGCCGUCGACACUCCGAGCAGUCUUCCAGCCGUCGCACCAGCAUGUUCUCCAAGAACAAGAGCCUCUCGCCCACACUACCGCCAGAGGAUACACGCAAGAAAUUAGACACGUCUCUAAUAGAACACACGAGCGUGAUGCGAGGCGCCAUACCCGUGCUGCCGACGGUGCUCGCCUACUUCUGUCUCUUCUGUAACAUCAUCGUCCCAGGACUUGGUACAAUAUUUAGCGGCAUGUUCUGCUUGUGUUUCGGAAUACCCAGAUUCGGUGUUCACGACGGAGCAAAACACAGGAUAGGCUCCUUUUUGAUAAACUUACUGGUUGGCUGCGGACAACUAUUCACGGUACUGUUCUGCCUGGUGGGCUGGGGAUGGUCCAUCUGGUGGGGCGUGAUCUUCGUUAAAGUAGCGCGUAAAUAUCGUAAACUAAAAGCAGAGGCGGCAGCCGAGGAAGCAGAGGCCGCGCCGCCGGUCACCGCGAACAAUCACACGAGAACGUAACGACAACGACACGACCGCUGCACGAGUACAAACGUGAACGAGACGGCGACGAGACCGUAUUUAUGUUCAGUCAAGUACCGUUUACACGAUAUUAAAUUUAGUUUACUUUUCAUUAAGUCUAUUUCGAUAUAAAUUGAUGAAAAUGAGACCAAAUUUUAUUAAAAUCAUCACAGAAAUAUUCUCUAAAUGUAACUAGUAACAAUGUUCUGUCUAUUGACUCUAAGUGUGGGAACUAUAUUGCGAUAUCAAUAUAUUGUAGUUACAAUAUCUAUACAUAUAUUAGCCCAAUAACAGAUAUAUUAGGUAUCGGUAAUCCAAUAUAUUACAUCGAAAAGAAGAACCCGCUCAUAAUGAAUAUAGAUAUCCGACUAGUAUGGGCGAUAUCGCAAUGGAUGGUCAUCGGUGUUCAGAAGAACUCAAUAUAUAGAUAUCGGAUAUUAGCCAACUCUUAUUGAUUCAAGCCGUUUGACAGUCAACAGAGCAUAAAAGUAUUCACUUUAAUUUAUCCAAUGAAUUUCAUUUGUAUUUAGAAAUUUAUUUACUAAAUGUUAUAUCCUAUAAACAGUGCUCGACUAUAUUAAAUCUCGUCAUAAGUAAUUUAAUACUUUCAAGUGAAUUUUUAAACAUGAAUAACUCGAAUCGAAACUAACUUUAGAAUCCUAUUAAGUAAUUCCUAACUUCUUAACGAAUAAAAGAGUAUGUAAAAAUUUAAAAGUUAUCAAAUAUAACUUUUAAAGUUGACUUAUUGUAUUGUAAAUAAUAUUGCAAAACGCGUACGUUAUACUACAUCUAUGGUUCAAAUCCAUAGAGAUCUGAAUUCGAAAUGCGAAGAGGUUAGAAAAAAAAAUUGUAAAAUAAUAAUUUAUCUGCUGGUCAGAAAAAUGUUUCAACCAUACGAAUAUGGUUUUUCUAUAUAAAAAAAAUAUAACUUCCAUUCGAAGUUUUCCGGCCAAUUUAUGGUCUUUCUAAAAUAUAAGUAACACUAGAAUGUACAUGGUAAAUUAAGCCCCAAGUGCUUCUAUAUAAAGUAUUACACAUAUAAAUAUAGAGCGAUGCAAGAUAGAAACAGUCUGCAUAUUACGAUACAAGAGAAAAACGAUUUUUGUUUUCUUUAUUAGGUGUGGGUAAUAUAUAGUUGCAAUAUCUAUAUAUUGCCCCAAUAUCAGUCAAUCAAUAUAUAGUAUCGAAAUAAGUAUAGAUAUCCGACUGAUAUGGAUGAUAUUACAAUAGGCGAGGACCUUUAUUCGCCCUCAAUAUCCAAAGGAGAUCCAGUAUAUAGAUAUUGAAGCGAUACAGAUGUUACCCAUGCCUAAUGACCAUGCUAUUAAAUUUCUGAGAAUGAUGAACCAAAAAUUGAUACUGAGCCAUUAUGGCUGAUGAUGAAUAACAGAAUGUCUGUAAAUUCACGCCAAUGAUUACAUUUUCAAUCGACUACAAAAGAUAGAGAUUUUCAAUUCGGUUACACUUUAUGUUUAUUACCUCAUAGCCCCGUCAGUUAAAAACCGAUUUGGAUAAUUCUUUUUUUAACUGAAUAAAUAUAUUUACAGAUUGUAGACCAUAGAGAUUUUAACAAAAUCGUUUCAGUAUUUUGGGUGUUUAAAUCAAAAUAACUGGUUUUGUCACAAUUAAAGUAGGUUUUUCUUUUGUGGGGCAAAAUCUUUAAUUAAUUAUUUUUAAUUGAUAAUAAAAUUAACAGAUUUAUAAAAUAUGCAUGGAAAAUAUUAUGUUAAUUAGGCCAGAACGCCGCAAUGUAUUUAAGUUCUAUCUUGCAUAAUGUCGCGCCAGUUAUAUAAUAAUUAAUAUAAGAAUUUUUGUAUAUGACCAAAUCGUCAAGUUCGACAAAUCAAAUACAGUAGGUGAUCACAUUAAUAACAUUUUUUAGCAUACUAAACGAGUAGUUUUUUGACAUUUUUCCAGAUAUUAUAACAUUAAAUGCAGUAUUAAUAUAUUUUUUAUUAUAUAUUAUAGUAUAUAAUUAAUUACUUUUUACUCAACUGAUAUUAUCGUAUUAUAAUUUUACAUUUGACGUCACAAGGAGAUGUGUUAGCAACUAUGGGUGGCGCCCAUUAUACGCAAUGGUAUUGUAAAUCAUUGCUAGUGAUUUAGCUACAAUUAUAAUAACAUCUUUAGACUUCAAUUGCAGUAUUUCAUUUUGUUUUCUAUUAGCUUUUUGCCUGCCACUUCAUUUGCGUAGAUUUCAAAAGAAGAAAGAAAUAAGCCACUUAUAGAUGGCGCAUCGAGAUAAAUAUACCAGACUUUAAGUUAGACCUUUAGGAAUACAAGUGUGUACCUAAACCACAUUAAAUUUGGUGUAGUAGUUUUUGUAUGAUGCUGGAACAAACAUACAGACAUUGUUGUUUUGACUUCUGUUGCUCUUAUUAAGACCCCUCUACAAUUUUUUUUUAAUGUUAAUAUUUUUAUUUCUCCCACAAAAUAGCAAUAUAAUGAAACUUACAGCUAUAGAGGUUAUAAUUUAAAACAAUCUUUGUGAGACUCUGGUGUCGGUAUUAGUAAGACGAUGGAAAUUUGGUCGACCUAAUAAGGCACAUUGCUAGCAAUAUGCCCUAUUAGGUCGACCUCCACGUGGUUCCCCCUAGAAACCAUCAUGAACAAUUCUUGUUGAAUUCGUCACGAUGGGCUAACUGACCUGCUUCAUCCUCACCUAUCAUCCUUCACUGGUGCCCCGCCGGUGUAUACCGAUAGCACGGGUAGGGAUACCAUUCCAUUCUCACCUAUAAAAAAAAAAAUACCCCGACAACGUGUACCGAUACCGCAGACAGGUUACGAUUCCAUUUUCAUCCCAUUAAGGAAAAAUAUAUAUAUUUUUUUGUAUACAACUUAGAAUGGCAAACAAGCUGACGGCCCACCUGAUGGAAAGUGGUGACCGUCGCCUAUACACAUAUAAUAUGUAACAAUACAAUAUUUUGGUAUAGGGGUGUCCCCAAUCUUGUGACGUCAUCGAUGAUUAAGUUAUAGGAAUCUCAGCUAAUGAAUAUAUUUACCACACCAUUGUAUGGUGUGGUAAUAUUAUAUGUAAUCAUUUAAUAUCAUUGAUUAUCAAGUUCUUCCAUUAAUUCGUUAACAAGUUUAAUUGUUAUAUUAAGUUUGAGAAUUAUCAUAUAAU